AUGAACACUGAAGACCAAACCGACACCAACAACACCAUCACCACUCGCGAAAAUUACAAUGCAGCCGGGCAUUACCCCGUCGCCAAAUCAGUCAAGCAAGUCGUCGGUUACCCGCGCAUCGAUAACCGCCUUGCCUCUAUCACCAUCAAAGACUUGCUUAGGCAAAAUCCAGAGCUUGAAGCAGGUCUCCUGCGCACGCCAGAUAUCGACGCAGAAUUACAGCCAUUCUUUACAGGGAGAAGCAAAGGCUAGAGACAGACAGCUCGCCAAAAUUCAAAAAGAAGUGUACCAAGCUCUCCGCCCCGCCUGUUAUACACUCCACUUCUUGGAAACAUCAGUCUUACAUGAACACGCCGAUUAGGUCUUCAUGGCACCCAUGGCGCGCAAGUUUCAGAACAUCAUCGCACUUGGGUUCCACACAGCUGAAGACAAUUGAAUCGAAAGACGAGAAGCCUUGGCAAAAUCAGCGCGUUGGAGUCAAGCUCUCAUUAGUGCCUGCUCCACGACAGAAACCUCAGCUGAACACGACGCAGAUUUGUUUGGCCCCGAGUUCUGCCAAAAGGUUCAUGACGAAGCCCGCAACUGGAAUCACCAUCGCGUCAUUGUCAAUGCCAACUCGAACGGGAGCAACAGCAACUACAACAACCGUGGUGGCUUCCGUGGGUAUACCAAAACCCAAUGGAAAAACUACUCCGGAGGUGGAGCGGGCGCCAGCAAUACCUCCGACAGAUAAACAAUACAAUACUCAGGCAAUGGCGCAACCACGGCGAACCUGGAUUCAGCAUUGCCGACGUCUGAUGGUCCUGCAGCAACCAGUUCCACUAUGUACCGCCCUCAUAUCCAGUAGUAGGAGCUCUGCUACAAGUCAACAAACAAACCUGGGUUCAACACCAGAUCCAUGGACAUUGAAACAAAUAUCAGCCCGAGUACGGAUUCCCUUUACAGUUUUCCCCCAAAAAUGGUUGGCUACGAGGACCAUCGCUUACGUAUGUCACAGGAGAACGCCGCUCUCCUGGAUCAAGCAGUAUACAGGAGCUAUUACUGAACAAACAAGCCAUCGAAGAGAUUCCAUAUCACCAGAUGCAUGUGCAAUCGUAUCUGUUUCCGCUCCGGCAACACAACAAGGUUCGUGCGGUACUGAAUUGCUCACAAUUGAACGACUAUAUCCAAUACGAGCAUUUCAAAAUGGAGGGUCUGCCGACCUUGCGACAUAUGGUCCGUCCAUCGGAGUGGAUAGUGAGGUGCAUUCUCCAGGAUGCAUACUUACAUAUCCCGCUACAUUCGGACGACCGUCCUUCUGUGGCAUUUUGUUGGCAACAGAAGACCUAUCAAGCACGUCGCCUGAUGUUUGGAGUGGCCCAUGCGCCCCGGUUGUUUACAAAAAUUAACACAGCAAGAAACAACAACAAGCGAGUCAAGGGUAAUAUAUAUAAAACUUGGCUACCAUUAUACUCUGUUGUGUAUCUUCGCUGUUAGGCGUCAUUUAUAGAAACGAAAGAAGAAGAGUAGACAGCAAGGUGGAAAGAAGCGCAAGUCGCGAAAACAAUCAGCCGAUUAGGAUUCACGCGCAAAGUGUAGUUGCUUGCUGGAUAUGGAUUGAUACCCUUCUGCAUACUAGAUACUAGAUCACUGUAAACUAUUACUUCUGGCUCUGUAUAUACAUUAUUAUUUAACAUUUGUAUUUAAAGUAUAAUAGCGGUUGAUAACGGUGUAUUUGGGUGAGAGUCAGUGGUAAAAGUCGGGUAAUACUGGUGAAAACGCAGAGGAAAUAAGGGUAGUUUAAGGAAAUGCUGGUCAACGACAGGUCAAAAAAAAG
Zychaea mexicana is the source of this 1816-nucleotide messenger RNA. RefSeq lists its product as uncharacterized. The record is from RefSeq and is a predicted model, not a curated record. The coding region runs from base 345 to 1388 and encodes 347 amino acids. Lineage: Eukaryota; Fungi; Mucoromycota; Mucoromycetes; Mucorales; Lichtheimiaceae. The transcript has 3 exons.